Molecule: messenger RNA, 1059 nt
Organism: Malaya genurostris
Lineage: Eukaryota; Metazoa; Arthropoda; Insecta; Diptera; Culicidae
Product: putative beta-carotene-binding protein
Exons: 4
Coding region: 191-943 (250 amino acids)
Source: RefSeq, a predicted model, not a curated record
GGGAAGCUGCUGUGAAAGACGGACGAUUGGGAAAUUUUUGCGUGAUUAAAAACACGCUGUCGUUUAAUAGAAUUCAACAGUUUUUGGUUCUGAACAGAAAGUGAAAGUGGUUGAGGUGUGAUUGUGGCAAAACAGAAACAAACGAUCUCAGUUAAUAAACAAAAAACCGAAAGUGUACUGAUCCGCAGCAAUGAAGCAGUUCGUAUAUUGUCUCGUUUUUUGCGUUCUACUGAGGAUAGAGUCGAGUUUUGGAACCUUACCUUCGAUCCUGCCGACUACCUGUUCCCGGAGCGACCCGAACUUCGAACGAUGCGUCAAGGGCGUCGUGGAGCUGAUUCGACCCAACAUCGCGUCGGGAAACUACGGUCCGGGUCAACCGAAGGCCCCCGCCUUGGAACCGAUUUUCAUCGAUAAGAUGCUCAUCGAUAAUGGACCGAGUUUUAGGGCCAAGAUGUCCAACGUGACGAUCAAGGGUGCCGGAGGAUUUCUGAUCGGAAGAAUAAGUCUGAACUUGGCGGAGAAGGCUUUCAAUGUGAGCGUGAAACUUCCUAGCAUGGUGGUCGAUGGAAAGUACACCCUCGACAUGCAACUGCUGCUACUCAGGAUCACCGGUCAGGGAGAUUUCAAUCUGCGCCUGGAUGAUACUCUCUGCAAUCUGAAGCUGAAAUAUUUCUUCACCCGCGGGGCUGACGGUAAGGAAUCCGUCCAGUUCCAACCGAUCCAGGUGCGACUGAAGUUUGUCAAGGGACGCUUCAAUCUGCAGAAUCUGUUCAACGGUGAUCCAACGCUGGGCCAGGUUGGCAACAAUGUGAUCAACGAGGAUCCGCUGGUGCUACUGGAGGAGGUACGGCCGGCAUUCGAGCAGAGUCUGGGCAAAAUUUUCACCGCUAUUGCCAACAGUGCAAUCAGUGGGGCAUCGGAACUGGAACUGCUGCCACUUUAAUGACGGUUGUCCGGCGGUCCGAGUUUACUAUUGUUAGUACAAACCUUUUGUUUUUUUUUUUUUUGGCACGAAUUUCCUAUUAAAAUACUGUUCUUUACUGACUGGUGUAUGACACU